Messenger RNA from Penicillium egyptiacum, 744 nucleotides. The record is from the annotation of a GenBank genome assembly. NCBI's taxonomy places the organism in Eukaryota, Fungi, Ascomycota, Eurotiomycetes, Eurotiales, Aspergillaceae.
AUGGAUCCUCCACAGAAGCCAAACAUGCUUCAAGCUAUCCUGACCACCUUUUUUCUCCUGGUACCAUUUUAUUGCAUAUACAAACCCCCAAUUCUGCUCAUUCGUUACUGUCAACGUCGCUGGCCCGACGUACUCUUCCGUGUGGACACAAACGACAAAGUGAUUGCGUUGACCAUUGACGAUGCGCCCUCCAUACGCACACCUGCAAUUCUUCGCCUAUUACAAUCGCACAAUGCAGCUGCAACUUUCUUCCUGAUAGGAUCCCAGAUCACAGGGUACGAAUCUGUCUUGGCUGAUCUCGUCCGAGCUGGCAACGAACUGGCCAACCAUGCCAUGUAUGAUGAACCAUCGCGUGCACUGAGCGACGAUGCCUUGGCGGGUCAGAUCCGAGCAGUCCAUGCCAUGAUCCAGGAAGCAUAUGUCGCAGGAGAUACAUCACAGCCAGAGAGUUGGCUCUUUCGCCCUGGCUCGGGAUUUUUUAGCUCCCGGAUGAGAACUCUUGUAACGGAGCUGGGCUAUCGGCUGGUGCUCGGCGACGUGUAUCCGCAUGACCCGCAGGUGCCAUUUUGGAAACUGAACGCGAGUCAUAUUUUGAGUAUGGUCAAGCCAGGGAGUAUCAUUGUUUGUCAUGAUCGGAGAGAGUGGACGGUGCCCAUGUUACAGAAGGUGUUGCCGGAGCUGAAUCGCAGAGGGUAUCGCGUUGUCACAGUUUCCGGGUUACUGAAACAGACCGGUUCAAAUUGA